ACUAGCCCUCCGUUGCGCCGCGCCGCCAAAACAGCGCACUAUACUCACUAUGGCACCCGCCGCUGCACGGACCCUCCUAGCGCUCAUCCUCACCUUUAGUGCAUCAAGUCCCGGAUUGACAGACAAGCCUCUGCAGCCCAGGAACGUGCGUCUGACGUCGGUGGGGCAGGGUCUGAAGGUCAGCUGGGAGCCUCCCAACCAGCUGGACGGACGGCCGGUGGAGAGGUACAACAUCGGCUACGGCAAGUCCAUGAGGUCACUACGCUUCAUCAAAGUGGACAAGGACCGACGCUCUGAGGUGCUGGAGGAUGUAGAGCCCGGACUUCUGCACUUUCUCAAGAUGAGUGCUGAGAACGAGGAGGGGACAAGCAAACCUGUGUACAGAGCAGAGACCCCUGGAGGUGGUGAAUGGGUUAAACUGGACGGAUUUGCAGUGUUGGGCGGGGCUCCUCUCAAUGCAUCAUUGCAAGGUUCACCCCGGUCUCCUGCCACCUCCAGGCCUGACCCCCCAGGACGGAGGGGAACUGGGGGAGCCACUCAGGCACGUCCAUCAGUCCUGGCCAUGCCUAAGGUACAGCUGAGAGCCCCCCAGUCUUCCUCUGGCCCGCGGCAGCCAGAGAGGAUGAGCGCGGGGUCGCCCCUGCUGGACAGGAGGAAUAUUCACACUCAGCCACAAGCUGACCAGAGGACCCAGCGCUCCCCGCAACUAGCGUCUGAGUCCGUUUAUGUGGUGGUUCACUGCCAGUCCCAGAAGGCACAGGGCCGGAGUGCUCCUGUCAACAGGCCCGUCAAAUCCAAAAUAGAGACCCCAGAGCCUGAGGAGUAUGAGGCCAAGGACAUCAGUGUGAGGGUUAUGUCCCCCCAGUCAGUCCUCAUCAGCUGGGUAGACCCUGCUGUCGAAAUGGAGAAGGUCACCCCCGGAGGGCUCCAGCCUCUGCAGCCCAGGAACGUGCGUCUGACGUCGGUGGGGCAGGGUCUGAAGGUCAGCUGGGAGCCUCCCAACCAGCUGGACGGACGGCCGGUGGAGAGGUACAACAUCGGCUACGGCAAGUCCAUGAGGUCACUACGCUUCAUCAAAGUGGACAAGGACCGACGCUCUGAGGUGCUGGAGGAUGUUCACCCCGGUCUCCUGCCACCUCCAGGCCUGACCCCCCAGGACGGAGGGGAACUGGGGAGCCACUCAGUCUUCCUCUGCCCGCGGCAGCCAGAGAGGAUGAGCGCGGGGUCGCCCCUGCUGGACAGGAGGAAUAUUCACACUCAGCCACAAGCUGACCAGAGGACCCAGCGCUCCCCGCAACUAGCGUCUGAGUCCGUUUAUGUGGUGUCACUGCAGUCCCAGAAGGCACAGGGCCGGAGUGCUCCUGUCAACAGGCCCGUCAAAUCCAAAAUAGAGACCCCAGAGCCUGAGGAGUAUGAGGCCAAGGACAUCAGUGUGAGGGUUAUGUCCCCCCAGUCAGUCCUCAUCAGCUGGGUAGACCCUGCUGUCGAAAUGGAGAAGGUCACCCCCGGAGGCUCCAGACAUUACACCAUCAAGUACAGAGAGAAGGGAGAGUCAGCUCGGUGGGAGUUCAAAACAACCAAUCAAAGGAGACUGCUGAUCGACACCCUGUCAGCUGACGGCAUGUAUGAGUUCUCUGUCCGCAUCUCCCAGGGAGGAAACCACGGCAAGUGGAGCGUGUCCGUCUUCCAGAGGACCCCUGAAUCAGCCCCCUCCGGUCCUCCGGAGAACUUCCUGGUGCGGCCACUAAGGGGAAAGGGGACCGCCGUCACGGCAACUUGGGACCAGCCCGAGGAGCCUAAUGGAAGGAUACGAGAGUACAUAGUGUCCUACGCCCCAGCCAUGAAGCCCUUCAGUAUGAAGAGCGAGACGUAUCGGGGCAGGACCACUUCUGCUGUCAUAGAGGGCCUGCAGCCCGGGGAACGCUACAUCUUCAAGAUCAGAGCUACCAACCGCAAGGGCCAGGGCCCCCAGAGCAAGGCCUACAGCGUAGCCAUGCCCGGAAGCAGCAGUGCUGCUUCGUCCGUGUCGCGGCACUCAACAAACCAAGACAGCAAGGGGACCCGCCCCCAACCCCAGCCACACCUCCAAACAGGACACCAACCACACCCCACUGAAGCCAACCCGGCCCCGCCAUCCCCCAGAAGGACACGCCCCCUCUCACAGACACGGUCCUAUCACAGCAUUUUCUCAUCAGUGAGGGGCUCGAGUAGGAACGUGGCGACCAAUCAGCGGUUAGGGGGUGGGUCUUCCACAGCCAGAGACAGAGGGAGGAUUACUGAAGACAGACAGGAGAAUAACCAAUCACCUUCUCCCAGUCUUGAAGAUGAGGAGAAGCUGGCCAAUGAGGCGGUGGAGGAGAAAAAGCAUCCUGAGACUCCGGGGAACGUUGUUCUGUCUAGAGAGGAAGAGGAGGGAUAUGGCCUAGGGAAGGACCCCUCUGUACCUGACAGCUUUGACACCAGUCUCAAAACUGAACUCAAAGAGGUUGACACCCCAUCCAAACCCUCCUCCUCCCUCCCUCUCCGCAAGCCCCUCCCAGGAAGAAGAAUACACCCCGCCCACAUCCCCCGGACAUCAUCCAACCCCGAGAUCAGUCGACCCAGACGACCCCUCUCCAGGACCUCCAGCUCUCUGUCCAGGACUCAGGAGGUGGAUAAUGGAUCAUCGUCGUCUUCUUCAUCCUCCUCUUCAUCUUCCUCAUCCUCAUCUUCCACCACCACCUCCUCCAGCCGCAGUCACAGCCAGGAGUCUGCAGCCAUAAGAAAAGACCACACAGCCUCCACCUACCCUGAGAGGAAGCACUCUUACGACCCAGCCAGGGGAGAUCAGCCACGUCCCAGUCCACUUUGUCCAAUGGAGCCAAAACCCCAGAAACCCUCACAAACUUCCAAAACACAUACUUCUAACCAACCCUCUGCUGACUCACGAACACCCAAUACACAGUCUACCAACAGACACACUGUGAACACACACACUCCCAACAAACGGACUCACAGUUCAAAUAUUCCUAACCCACAGGAGACUGCUCGUGUCAGAGAGGAGCACAACCACCGCGACCACAAACACACACAUACAGUGACCGCCAAAGAUCCCACAACCCGUCCUCGAACCACCACCACAACAAUUCCCCCCACCACUCCACCUCCAGAAGAGGAGGAAGACCAGGAGGACCAGGAGACAGGAGAAGAGGAGAGCAGCAACCUGACCCCUGCCCUCCCACCCUCCAGAGUCAACCCCCCCGAAAGACUCCCCCACCACCUGAGCCGCCACCAGUCCCGGCCAGGAUUGGGGACGAGGGUCUCCGGGGCAGCAGGUGUCUCUGGGGGGACAAGGGUCCCCUCCCCAAGAGCUGAUGGGCGUGUCCCGUGGAGUAGGUCCGGGUCCUCAUCCUCUGUGGGGGCGGGGCGUCAUUACCUGAGGGAGAUGCCCACCAGGACAAGGGUUGCCGGGGCAACGGGGGUGUCCGGACCAACAAGGGUUUCUGCGGCGACGGGGGCAGCGGGGGUAUCGGGAGUGCAGGAAACUAACCCGGACCUCAAGAACCCCUCCUCCCCCUCCCUCAACCCUCUGAAGAAUGACCUGGGGGCCGAGUCAACAAAACCUUCCUUGCCAAAUAGGAGUACAGCACUGAGUAGCUCUAGGAACCCCAUCAGUUCCUCCUCUUCUUCAUCUUCCUCAUCUACCAACUCCCGUCCUUCCUCAGGUGGACACAGAGACUCCAGUGAGCCGGUCAGCAGAGGAAGCACCAGGGAGGAGGGACACACCGACAAUGAUCACGAUGAGGAUUAUCUGGAUGAGGGAAGUAAGGAGGUCUUUGAGAGAAACCAGAAAGUCCCAGAUCCCACCCCCGCCCCCAAAACCACUACCUCAUUGGCCAGCAGCCCUCUAAGGCCCGCCCAGGAGGAGGGCAUUGUGGAACGUGGCUCCUCCCCCAGAGGAAGGACUGGUUCGUUCUCCUUCAUCCCCAUCCCUGUUCCUCGACGACCAAUCACAGGGACCAAUACGAGAGUCCGCUCCCCCCUGCUAGCUAAUCGGCAGCCUGCUCUGACCUCGGAGGCGGCACAGGGGACAAGGAUACGCUACCCCAGCAGACCCAAUGGUGGAAUCAAGCCUGGCUAUGGAAACGGUAAGAAUGGGCGGCCCAACCUGACAGCCACCAGGGACAAGGAGCCCAGCUCCACAGAGGACAAGAGCAAAGCUGACAGUCGCAGACACAUCACUGGUCCGGAUGGGACUAAAUGGGUGGUAGACCUGGACAAGGGGGUUCUGAUGAAUGAGGAUGGGCGUGUCCUGCAGGACUCUCAUGGCAGGCCCAGAAGAGUGGUCCUGGGGGAGGAUGGACGCACCAUAUUUGACCACCAGGGUAGUCCAUUGGUCAACCAGGAAGGCCUGGCGCUGUUUGGUAACAGUCGAGACAGUCGACCGGUGGUCAACCCCAAAGAUAAGUUCCUGACCGUGGGAGGGAAACCUGUUGUUGGGCUGAACCGCCAUAAACCCAGGACAACAACCACGACGGCCCCUCCUACCACCACGCCGGAGCCCACCACCCCAGAGUGGACCACGGAGGAGCCCACCACCCUGCCAGUGCUGCCUACCUGCCCACCCGGAACAUUCUCCCGGUUGGACUCCCAGGGAUUCCCCUUGUUGGACCAGGAUGGGGUUCUCAACUGCUACCCACAUGAUGAGUUAUUGCUUUCGACCACCCUGCCCCCCCCCACCACCACGAGCCCCCCCACACCAGUGCCAGACACCAGGCCAUUCAACAACAGCCCUUCCUCAGAGUUCGACCUCACUGGAAAGAAACGCUUCACAGCUCCCUAUCUGACCUACAUCCAGAAGGACCCAGGGUCUCCAUGUUCUCUGACUGAGGCUUUGGAGUACUUGCAAGUGGAUGUCCUUGAGAACCUUCUGGAGAAAGACGGCCUGACCACCAAUCAGAAGCAGCCCCCCAGGAACAAACCCCAUAAUAUCACGGUGGUUGCCAUGGAGGGCUGUCACUCAUUCGUCAUCCUGGACUGGGCCCGACCCCUGAAGGAUGACAUGGUGUCAGGCUACAUGGUCCACAGCGCGUCGUACGAUGACGUUCUCAACAACAGGUGGUCCUCCAGCCAGUCCAGUGGAACACACCUGGCUGUAGAGAACCUCAAACCCAACUCCAGGUACUACUUCAAGGUCCAAGCGAAGAAUAUAUUUGGGUUGGGGCCAGUGAGUGAAACGCUGACCUAUAUCACUGAAUCAGACGAUCCCCUGCUUAUUGAGCGACCGCCUGGUGGAGAGCCAAUCUGGAUUCCCUUCACCUUCAGAUUUAACCCUGCUCACAGCGCCUGUAAAGGAAGUCAGUUUGUCAAGAGGACCUGGUACAGGAAGUUUGUAGGCGUGGUCUUGUGCAACUCGUUGCGCUACAAGAUCUUCAUGGGAGAUGGGCUUAAAGAUACAUUCUACAGUAUAGCAGAUAGCUAUGGUCAUGGAGAGGAUCACUGUCAGUUUGUAGACUCCUACCUGGAUGGAAGGACAGGCAUGCCCAACCUCUCCAACCAUCUGCCCACCGCACAAGGUUACCGCCGUUCCCACCGGCAGGAACCAGUGACUUUUGGACCGAUUGGCCGCCGCACACCCCACCCCUUCGUGGGCUGGUACGAAUGUGGGGUGCCCAUACCUGGGAAGUGGUAACACAGGGGUCACUGAGAGGUUGUUGCCGAGGGCGAUCAGAUUGUGUCCCCAAGCCUCCCACUCUCAUUGACUCCGCCUGAUAAGGACGUACUGUAGCUAACCAUGGCAGAGGAAGCCUGUAUAGAGCUCCAGAGAAAGAGAAUAUAAUAGUUAAAUCAACAUCAAUAUGUCCCUGUAUUUUACAAUUGUGCACUUUUUAUAUAAAGAAGUCUGUAUAUGAGGGUUGGAGGGGAAGGGCUGCCUACUUUAACUCUUAACUCGUCUUCCGGAUCGGAAAGUGUGUGUUUUUACCUAAAUAUUCCCAAGCCCCUCUCGAUAUUUAUGUCAUCCAAAGCAAAAAAGUAUUUAAUGAUACAGGUGUAUCAUUAAUUAUUGUGUUGUUUUUUGUCAUCUAUAAACCAAAGCACAAUCUGAACUGUAAUGGGCUAUUUUGGUUUGAAACGUGUGUUCUCCUUGAAGAGAUGUUUAUUGUAACAGUGGCUUAAAAAAUGGCUUCUGACAACUGCUUACUGUUUGUGUUCCUCAACUUGCUUCGUGUUUUUAGAAUCUUUGGUGUUUUCAGAGAUUCCAUGACCAAGUUCUUGUGGAGGUAUUGUUUGUAUACAUACAUUCAUUGAAUAAAAGUUUGAAUAUUU
Hypomesus transpacificus is the source of this 6306-nucleotide messenger RNA. RefSeq names its product fibronectin type III domain containing 1 (gene fndc1). Gene Ontology annotation, molecular function: protein binding. Lineage: Eukaryota; Metazoa; Chordata; Actinopteri; Osmeriformes; Osmeridae. The record is from RefSeq and is a predicted model, not a curated record.